Molecule: messenger RNA, 1239 nt
Organism: Entrophospora candida
Lineage: Eukaryota; Fungi; Glomeromycota; Glomeromycetes; Entrophosporales; Entrophosporaceae
Source: the annotation of a GenBank genome assembly
AUGGUUACGCUUGAAGAUAAACAACUUUGGGAAAAAGCUAACGAAGAAGGUUUGGAAGAACUUGGUCAAGAAAUUUUAAGAUCUAGUACUGAGGAUAUAAAUAAUCGUACACGUUUGCUUGACAACGAAAUCAAGAUCUUAAAAUCCGAACAUGCCCGUUUAACACACGAACAAAAUAGCAUGAAAGAAAAAAUAAAGGAUAAUGAAAAAAAAGUAAAAGUUAAUAUACAAUUACCAUGGCUUGUUAGUAAUGUUGUUGAGUUGCUUGAUAUGGAUCCAAGUGAUGAACCAGAAGAAGAUGGUGCAAAUAUCGAUCUUGAUGCACAUCGUAAAGGAAAAUGUGCUGUAAUCAAAACAUCUACGCGUCAAACUAUUUUCUUGCCUUUAAUUGGUCUUGUUGAUCCUGCCACUCUAAAACCAAGUGAUUUGAUUGGUGUAAAUAAAGAUAGUUAUUUAAUAUUUGAUAAAUUGCCAGCAGAAUAUGAUCCUCGUGUUAAAACUAUGGAAGUUGAUGAGAAACCAACUGAAGAUUAUAAUGAUGUUGGUGGACUUGAUAAACAAAUUGAAGAAUUGGUGGAAGCUGUAGUGUUACCAAUGACACAUGCAGAAAGAUUUAAAAAUUUGGGCAUAAAACCACCAAAAGGUGUUCUUUUGUAUGGUCCUCCUGGUACCGGUAAAACAUUGCUGGCAAGAGCCUGUGCUGCACAAACUAAUUCUACAUAUUUAAAAUUAGCUGGUCCACAACUAGUACAGGCACCUGCCAUAAUUUUUGUUGAUGAAUUGGAUGCUAUUGGAACAAAGAGAUUUGAUAGUGAGAAAAGUGGUGAUCGUGAAGUACAAAGAACCAUGUUAGAGUUUUUAAAUCAACUGGAUGGUUUUAGCAGUGAUGAAAGAAUUAAGGUUAUUGCUGCUACGAAUCGUGUUGAUAUUCUGGAUCCAGCUCUUUUACGUUCAGGUCGUCUUGAUCGUAAAAUAGAAUUCCCCUUACCAAAUGAAGAAGCUCGUGCUCGAAUUAUUCAAAUUCAUUCACGUAAAAUGAAUGUUAGUAAUGAUGUAAAUUUUGAUGAAUUGGCACGUUGUUGUGAUGAAUUUAAUGGUGCUCAGUGUAAAGCUCUGAGCGUCGAAGCUGGUAUGUUGGCUUUAAGAAGAGGUGCUACAGAAUUGAGCCACGAAGAUUUCAUGGAUGGUAUUCUAGAGGUUAUGGCUAAAAAGAAAACUUCUUUACAAUAUUAUGCAUAA